GAUAUGAUGAUGACAACUUAACCCUUUGUUUGUUUGUUUCUUUCUUUCUUCUUGUCUAUAUAAUUCACACUCUUCAUCAAUAAUGUUAAGUUUUUACCCAUAUAUUCAUGGGACUUAGUAGCAUGAAGGUGCAUCAAUUCGCACGUGGUGCAGGUGGCUUCUGGGGUGACGAUGAAUCCUCCUCGUCUGCCCUCACCCUUGACGUCUGCAAGCGUUUGCACCCUCGACCUCUCACCCCUAAGCUCACAACUAGUGGUAGUUCUGAAACUUGUUUCACCAUGAACAAUAUUAGCGUUAGCAAUAGUAGUAGUAGUAAUAACCAUGCUUUCGAUCUUAAGAGCUUCAUUAGACCCGAAAGCUGUCCCAUUCAACUUGUUUCGCCCAACCACAAGAAAGAUUCUCCUCAGGUGGAGACACAUCCAGGAGGAACACGGUGGAAUCCAACACAAGAGCAAAUUGGGAUCUUAGAGAUGUUGUAUAGAGGGGGAAUGCGGACUCCAAACGCACAACAAAUCGAACAAAUCACUGCACAACUAAGCAAGUACGGUAAGAUAGAAGGCAAAAAUGUGUUUUAUUGGUUCCAGAAUCACAAAGCACGCGAGAGACAGAAGCAGAAGCGCAACAACCUCGGCCUUAGCCAUUCCCCAAGAUCAACCCCAGCCUCCACCAUGAUCAACUCCAUCUCAUUAAACCCCAGAGGAGAAGUAGUGGAGAGCCCAUACAAGAAGUGCAGAAGUUGGUCAUUUGAGUGCUUGGACAAAGAUCAUGAGGAAGAUAACAAAACCCUAGAGCUCUUCCCAUUACAUCCGGAAGGAAGAUCAAGAUGUUCAUGAAUUGAAGUGAAAGGAAAAAGGGUUUAAUUUUCCCGGAGUUCAUGGAUGGAUCCUGAAAUUCUUUUGGGUUAAACUUUCACUUUCUUUGCUUCGCUCUUUUCUUCUUUGUUUGGGGAAAGAAGAAAGACAAGUUGUAUCCUUGUACCCUCUCAAGAUCUUUAUGUCUUAUUUAUUUUGACUUUGGAAACCAAAGCGUGCUUUUAUCUUG
Molecule: messenger RNA, 1041 nt
Organism: Cynara cardunculus var. scolymus (artichoke)
Lineage: Eukaryota; Viridiplantae; Streptophyta; Magnoliopsida; Asterales; Asteraceae
Product: WUSCHEL-related homeobox 4-like
Exons: 3
Coding region: 108-833 (241 amino acids)
Biological process (GO): phloem or xylem histogenesis; cell division; procambium histogenesis
Cellular component (GO): nucleus
Molecular function (GO): DNA binding; DNA-binding transcription factor activity
Source: RefSeq, a predicted model, not a curated record